Gamsiella multidivaricata is the source of this 1838-nucleotide messenger RNA. RefSeq names its product Rho GTPase activation protein. Gene Ontology annotation, biological process: signal transduction; regulation of GTPase activity. The coding region runs from base 259 to 1740 and encodes 493 amino acids. The record is from RefSeq and is a predicted model, not a curated record. Gene Ontology annotation, cellular component: cytoplasm. Lineage: Eukaryota; Fungi; Mortierellomycota; Mortierellomycetes; Mortierellales; Mortierellaceae. The transcript is spliced from 3 exons.
CCCUAUCCAUCCAUUCUUUCGUCCAAGAGACUCUCUUCGCCAUAAUCGCCGUGGUUGCAGGAUAUAUAUUUUAUAAAUCUCCCCUUUCAUUUUAACCGCCUUUAUUCCCCUGGCCACUAGUCUCUCACUCAUCUUCUUGCACUUCCUUUCUUUGUUCCUGAUGCAUUUGUAACAUUUUUAGAUUCAGAACCAACCUUUGGCGCAAAAGGCAUUGCCCAGAGUCCUAUCUUUGGGGCCAGCCCCGAGGACGCAGUCCGUAUGUCUCACAUCCCAGGCACGCCCAUGGUCCCCGCAGUCCUCUACCGCUGUGCUGAAUACCUCGAGGCCAAGGGCAUUGACGAAGUCGGACUCUAUCGUGUCCCAGGAAGCCAUGCGAGUGUACAGAAGCUGAAGAAGAUGUUCGACACCGGCAAGGAUAUCAAUCUCUUGGCCAUGGACGCCAUCGAUCCCAACGACAUUGCUACGCUCCUCAAGCUCUAUCUUCGUGAAUUGCCCUCAUCUCUCCUUCCCGCCGUCUUUCUGGAGCAGUUCCAGUCCGUGAUCUCCACCGACCGCCAGGUGUGCCACAGCCUACGCGGAAUCCUCGUCCGCUUGCCUCGCCCCAACUACGUCAUGCUGUCAUUCCUGUGCCACCAUCUCUCAAGGAUUGCCGCCCACUCUGAAAAGACAAAGAUGAAUGUCUCGAACCUGGGCGUCGUCUUUGCGCCCACGCUUUCCAUCGGCAGCGUCCUUUUUAAGGCGCUGCUCGGUGGCUAUUACGACACCGCCGACACAUUCGAGAACAGAGAGAACGGGCUGAAGCUUGUUUGGGGAGGGCUCUUGCAGGAAUGCGACUUCGGCGUUCAGGAAUGGCCCGAGGAUUCUGCGAACCAUGCGUAUCAGCCCGUGGAUCAAUCCGCAUUACAGUCACCACUCACCCCUGCCCAAGAGAUUGUCCAGGCCACGCUCGCUGUCCCUGCCAUCCCAAGUGAGCCUGCAGUCAGUGAGAGCAUACCCCGCGACCUCCCUUGCACUCCUGUCGUCACGCUAGCCACUCCUGAGGAAUCUAUUUUCAUCGCACCUGGUACUAUCGAGGACGAGGAGGCCAAACUUAUGGCGGCGAUGCUUUUACGCGAGGAAAUGUCGACUAAGCAGCAGGAUUAUGACGAGACCGUGUCAGACGUGUCGAGCUCCUCUGACUCAAUCCCAUGUACAGAUACGACGGCGCUGUCGGCAGUGUCUUCGCCAGGACUGAAUGUUAAGGAACAUGUAUUUGAGGCAGCGUUCACAUCACCCUCCAUGACCUUUUCGCCGACGCUGGCAUCGACAGCAGCCAUCCCAUCGUCUGCGACAGAUGAGUGCGAUAACCUUUCAUCACCCCCGCCCUCUUCCGAAUCAUCAGCUAUACCCGAACUCGACCAGAAGCCUCUGUGUUCGUCUACGCCACUAUCAUCAGCAGAGGAAACAACGGCGCCUGUAGCUUCAACAACGGCAACAACAGCGGUCGAUGCCACAUACCCAACACCUCCCACAAUCAAUAUCAUUAUUGAUUCUGGAUCGCUGCUUUUGCCGGAAAGCACCCCAACAUCAGCAAAAGUCCAGCCUGAAUUGAAGGUUACGAUGGACAAGGCGGAGUACAAGGAGGACGAGAGCGAGGAGGAUGAGGAAGAGACAGCCGUUGUAGGACCAGAGUUUUCUCCCAAGAUCGCGUCGGAGGCACCCCAACUGCCUCCUCUGGAGGGACUCAUGAUCGCAUUGUAAAAUAUCUGUAGGCAAUUUUCUUUUGAAGAAUAAAAAACGUAUCCAGGGAUUAUGACACCAAAGGGGCGGAUAAAGUCGAAUGCGACCAAUGGCCCGAC